UCCGUGCUGCUUUAAUCCCCCACAAAUGGCUCCCCCCGUGGGGCGAAAAUGCUGGAACUGAGCACCGGUGGGGAGGCAGCUGAAUGAGCCACAGCCAGCGGGAGACAGAGCGUUCUCAGGAAAGAGCUGGAGCCGGAACUUUGAAUCAUUGCCUCGUUGGAGCAGAGAUCGUGGACCCCGGUGGAUACCUGCCCGCUGCGUUCGACCGUAUCUGGACAAGGAGCCCAAGGAGCCCACGGAUGCAUCGAUGGUUUGAAGUAAAUUACUGGGACUUACACAAAGUACCUCAUUCGAUAUUCGGGGAACCACCUAGUGGGCCAGGCCGCGCCGGGGUAUAUAGGGGACCAAGUGGGUUGCCAUUAGCCGUGGACUGGGAACACCAGGCAGCAGAGAACAGUCAACUGGAUAAUCGAGAGGUGACAGGAAUUCCCUGCCUCCAGUGUCCCGGAUCAACACAUCACGCAUGGACUUUGUGCAAAUGUGAUAAUUGCGAAAGAAACCGGUAUUGUCACUCUCAGUUCCGGGCGGGAAGGUGCACAAGGUGUAAAGGGAAUACUACCGGGAACGCCGAACCACAGAAUCUACAGCUAGUGUGUGGGAGAUCACAUUGUAUCCCCCAGCUGUGGACUGUGUGGGAAACGGAUUGGGAGAGUACCAAACGACAGUGUGACAAGCGAUUUGGGUGGAAACAGAACAAAAAGAGAACGUAAACCAUGACACCAGUAUGGGGGGGCAUCUUGUGGCUAGUAUCACUAUGUGCAGUCGCUGUGUUAUGGGUACCCUCACAGCCGAAGGAAAAUAUUUGGGUGACUCUGGCCAAUCAGACAGGACAGGAUUCCAUCUGCCUAUUGAUAUCUUCCCCCGGCAACCCCUUUUCUACCUGCCUAGUG
Aptenodytes forsteri (emperor penguin) is the source of this 890-nucleotide messenger RNA. RefSeq lists its product as uncharacterized. Lineage: Eukaryota; Metazoa; Chordata; Aves; Sphenisciformes; Spheniscidae. Bases 84 to 710 code for a protein of 208 amino acids. The transcript has 2 exons. The record is from RefSeq and is a predicted model, not a curated record.